Molecule: messenger RNA, 2174 nt
Organism: Cheilinus undulatus (humphead wrasse)
Lineage: Eukaryota; Metazoa; Chordata; Actinopteri; Labriformes; Labridae
Gene: mmp28
Product: matrix metallopeptidase 28
Exons: 8
Coding region: 135-1709 (524 amino acids)
Biological process (GO): extracellular matrix organization; collagen catabolic process; proteolysis
Cellular component (GO): extracellular matrix
Molecular function (GO): zinc ion binding; metalloendopeptidase activity
Source: RefSeq, a predicted model, not a curated record
UGGAGAUGUUAGGCGAGCAGCAGCAUGCUCUCAUUCAAUGACAGUAAGGAAUAACCAACAAUGCUCAAAACGGUGGUUGACGAAGAGAACUGGGCUGUGCACAGACCGUUUGCCCAUCGUUAGGUCUUCCCGCAAUGAACCGCAGACCUCCGGACAGGCGUGGAGCUGCACGCGGCAUGAAAGCAGCCUGGAUCCUGACUGUGAGCACCCUGCUCACGGCUCGUACUGCUGGAGGAUCCCCGCUGGUUCUGGACCCCGAGGUUUUUCUGGAGAAGUAUGGCUACCUUAAACAUAAAAACCACAUUCAUGAUGCAGCUGAGAUGCAGUCAGCUCUCAGUGACUUCCAGUGGCUAUCCCAGCUUCCCGUCACAGGUGAGCUUGACAGCGCCACCCUGAGGCAGAUGGCAGUGCCUCGCUGUGGUGUAUCUGAUGAGGGCAGCCAACAGAUCUGGGCUCAGAAAGUAAAAACCAUCUUCCUUGGGAGGGGCGCUGCUGGCAGGCACCGUGGACGGCGCUCUGCUGUGAAAGCAGAGAAAUGGUACAGGCGCCAUUUGACCUACCAGAUAGUGAACUGGCCUCGGCACCUGCCUGUGUCCUCUGUGCGGCUGGCGGUACGUGCGGCCUUCCAGCUGUGGAGCAAUGUGUCAGGUCUGGUGUUCCAGGAGGCGCCUGAAGGUCCUGCAGACAUCCGGCUGGCCUUUUAUGAGGGAGACCACAACGACGGAGCCAGCAACGCCUUUGACGGACCAGGAGGGACUCUGGCUCACGCCUUCCUGCCUCGCCGUGGGGAAGCUCACUUUGACAUUGCAGAGAGAUGGACACUAAACGGACACAAAGGACACAACCUGUUCAUAGUGACCGCUCAUGAGAUAGGACACACUCUGGGACUGGAGCACUCACCUGUCCGUCAUGCCCUGAUGUCUCCCUACUACAGGAAGCUGGGCCGCAGCCUGGUGCUGAGCUGGGAUGACAUUAUCGCUGUGCAGCAGCUUUAUGGUAAACCAUCAGGUGACCUUCCCGUUAGGCUGCCAGGCCAGGUUCUGCAUGCCGUACUGCAGGAAUCAGAGUUCACAGAGCUUCACAAUGAGCAUCAGACAGCAGGGCAGCCCCUCUACUGCCAGGGUGUCUUUGAUGCCAUCACUAUGGACCAGAACAAGACGGUGCUUGUGUUUCGAGGCAGUAUGUACUGGACAGCAACAGUUCAAGAAGGUGUGAGUGGCCCAAUGCCUCUCCGUCAGCGCUGGUCUGACCUUCCUCCGGCCAUUGAGGCUGCUGCCUUCUCCCCACUGGACUCCAAGUGGUAUUUUUUUAAAGGGAAGCGGAUGUGGCGCUACACAGACAGCACCCUGGACCCUGGCUUCCCCAGGAAGAGCAGUGAGCUUGGGCUACCUCACCACCCUGACUGUGCCUUCUUCUAUGCUCCUCUGGGUCACAUGGUUGUCUUCAGGGGCUCCCGCUACUCUGUGCUUAACCUCAAAACCCUGCAUCAGGAGCCGUACUACCCCCGCAGGCUGACAGAUUGGACCGGUGUGCCACAAGGGACCAACGGGGCCCUGACUCGUCCAGACGGACGCCUCUACCUGUUCAGAGAGCAGCACUUCUGGAGGUUUGACCCUGUCAAGGUGCGGGUCACCAAGGAGGGCCAGUGGGCCAAAGAUCUGAGCUGGAUUGGUUGCAGCAAUGCUCCACUGAGCAACAACAUCCUUUGACCAGCAGAGGGAGCUAUAAGCUUUAGAAAAGUGCAAUGUUUUGAUGGAUACAGAAAUGUGGAGGUGCUGUUAUGUUUCAGCAAGAGACAUUUUAUGUUGCAAAAAGAGCCAAGCUCGACAUGUUAAAAACUUGUGGCAUGAAGGGAUACAAAAAAAAUUACUAAUGUUCUCAACUCAUUGAGUGCCAGCCCUUUUAUAAAAUGGAAAGUGGCUUGUGCCAGCGUUUUUGGCCAUUUUGAGUCAUCUUUCAAGACCCACAGAUUAUAUUGUAUUAUGAUUCUGAAAACACAAAAUAGCUCAAAUGAAAGAAGAAACUCUCUAUUUAAUCAUGGAAAACCCGUUUCUCUGUAGCUUUUUCCAUUCUUGAUUUAUCUGAAGUUGAAUAGAGGCUAGUUUCAUUAAAAAGACCACUUUUCUUCUAGAAAGCUGAGAAAAAUGCAUUUUUGUGAAAGAGAGUCUAUCAAG